AGCAGUGCAUCACCUGGGAGGGGCGCAAGGGAGCCUCUCGUGUUUCUAGAGAGCAGCGCGGAGAUCAUUUGGGAGGGGCGCAAGGAGCCUCUGGUGUUCUUGGACUCCCUUAGCGAGGCCCACCUGCACUUUCUUGAAGGCAUGCUCAACUCCGAAGCUAAGCGGCUGUAUCCGGACCUGUUCCGAGCCUGGCGAGAAGAUCCGGCGAACUUCUGUGUGGAUGGGGUGUUUCCGGUGCACCAGCUGUGGGAUCAGGCCAGAGACACGUGGCGAGAGCUGCUAGAAAGCCCAGGCUCUCAGAUUUUGGUCGUCACACACAAGUCCCUGUUGAGAGCGCUGCUCUGCACUGCUCUUGGCAUGGGCCCUGACAAGUUCAGGGCAAUGGAUGUCAACAAUGGGGGCAUGUGUGUGGUGAUGCCCCCCUUUCCCUUCCCCUCCACCGGCUGCUCUGCUGCUAGCAGCGCUGCUGACAGUAUCCCUGGGAGUGGCCAACCGAGUGCCAUACAAUCCGAGACCCUCUUUCUCAUGCCCUCUUUCUCAUGCCCUCUUUCUCAUGCCCUCUUUCUCAUGCCCUCUUUCUCAUGCCCUCUUUCUCAUGCCCUCUUUCUCAUGCCCUCUUUCUCAUGCCCUCUUUCUCAUGCCCUCUUUCUCAUGCCCUCUUUCUCAUGCCCUCUUUCUCAUGCCCUCUUUCUCAUGCCCUCUUUCUCAUGCCCUCUUUCUCAUGCCCUCUUUCUCAUGCCCUCUUUCUCAUGCCCUCUUUCUCAUGCCCUCUUCCUCAUCCCAGUUCUCUCACAGGUACGCCCUUCCUCAUCCCAGUUCUCUCACAGGUACGCCCUUCCUCAUCCCAGUUCUCUCACAGGUACGCCCUUCCUCAUCCCAGUUCUCUCACAGGUACGCCCUUCCUCAUCCCAGUUCUCUCACAGGUACGCCCUUCCUCAUCCCAGUUCUCUCACAGGUACGCCCUUCCUCAUCCCAGUUCUCUCACAGGUACGCCCUUCCUCAUCCCAGUUCUCUCACAGGUACGCCCUUCCUCAUCCCAGUGCUCUCACAGGUACGCCCUUCCUCUUCUCGCGUGCAUGCGCCUUCCCACAUGUGCCUUCGCACAUGUGCCUUCCCCUUAACACCUGGCUUGUGAAUCGACUCGAAAGGCACAUGCCUGGAGUCCACAUCCCAGUGCUCUCACAGGUCACCUUCACUUAUCUCUUUCUCUACUUUCUUCAACCCUCUCUGCCGUUUUGCACCGCACACAACCUUGCCAUUCUGCAGGUCUUCCUGGUCACCUUCUCUUAUGUCUUCCUCGGCCGCUGCUACUCGCUACAGCAGCUUCUGGGAUGCUUCCUCGUGAUCGUGGGGGUUGCCGUGGUGGUGAUCACAAGUGGACCGCCAUUGCAUAUUGUAUCCACGUUAUUAGCUUCUCUGCUAGCUGCAACACCGAUCCAGUGGCCCCUCCUCUUCCUAUUGUCCACUGUUCUUCCAGCAGCAUCCUCUGUUCUUAAGGAGCUUGUCUUCCGAGAUUCGGCCAAGAAGCUCAACGGUCGCUCGUUGGACAUCUUUGUUGUCAACACCUUCGGAUCAGCCUUCCAGGUGCUCCCUCCUCUGCCCUUCGUUUUGCGAAUUCGCCCCUUCAGCCUUCCAGCUGACCCACUCUUCCCUCUCCUGCCGCCCUUCCCACCACCACAGGCGCUUUUCAUCCUCAUCCUGCUGCCGCUCAUCUCCUCUCUGGGGUACAGAAUCCCUCCUGCGCAGCUUCCAGGCUACUUCCGGGAAGGUGCCGCGUGCCUUCUCAACGUCAACCAGGCCGUACCAGCCUUCAACAUCUCGCUGCUGGCUCUUCCUGACUCCACUCCCCCCGUUCCCCCUCACUUCUUCAUUCUGCCGCCCUUUCCCCCUCGCCUCCAGGCUGUCAGGGAGCCCCACUCCUCCCGCUGCUCCCAUUCCCCCUUCCACCGCACCCCACCUUGCCGCUCCUCCCCGUUCCUCUCUUCUCUCUUCCCUUUCCCCAAUCUUACCAGGCUGCCAGGGAGCCCCACUCCUCCCGCUGCUCUACGUGGCAGCGAACCUAGCGUUCAACGUCUCCCUGCUGGCUCUGCUCAAGAAGUCGUCUGCAGUGGCGGCAUCUCUCUCCAUGACCCUCGUGGUGCCCCUGACAGUUGCUCGCUCGCAUUCACCUUCCCCCUGCCCUUGCGAGGCCCGCCCCAGCCCCUGAGGGGGGGCGUCGUGGUGGGGACCCUCGUGCUCCUUCUGUGGGCAUCGUUCAAAUCUCUCGUCCCAUAUCUCCCCUCUCUCUCUCCCCCCAGUGCCCCUGACAAUACUCGCAUUCACCUUCCCCCUGCCCCUGCGAGGCCAGCCCCAGCCUCUGAGGGGGGGCGUUGUGGUGGGGACCCUCGUGCUGCUUCUGUGGGCAUCGUUCAAAUCUCUCUGCCCCUGACAGUACUCGCAUUCACCUUCCCCCUGCCCCUGCGAGGCCAGCCCCAGCCUCUGAGGGGGGGCGUUGUGGUGGGGACCCUCGUGCUGCUUCUGUGGGCAUCGUUCAAAUCUCUCUUCCCAUAUCUCCCCUCUCUCUCCCCCCCCAGUGCCCCUGACAGUUCUCGCCUUCACCUUCCCCCUGCCCCUGCGCGGCCCGCCCCAGCCCCUGAGGGGGGGCGUUGUGGUCGGAACCCUCGUGCUGCUGCUGGGGCUGGCUGCUUACAGCCUUGCCAAUCCUGGAAGCACGGGAGGGGGAGGGGGAGGGGGAGUGAAGUUGGCAGGAGGCGGAAAGGAAGAAUAGUGCUGCUCCUGGGGCUGGCUGCUUACAACCUUGCCAAGCCUGGGGGAGCAAGAAGGGGAGUAGGAGGGGGAGCAGGAGGGGGAGCAGGAGGGGGAGCAGGAGGGGGAGAAGGAGGGAUCAGGGAAGGAAGUUGGCUGUGGGAGGAAGGCUCAGCCCCUGCCCCUGAGGGGGGACGUUGUGGUUGGAAACCUCGCGCUGCUGCUGGGGCUGCAAUAGACAGGACUCUCAAAUCUUCAUCUUCUCCCCCUGUUUCCCUGCCAGAUCUCUUUCUUGAGCUCAAUCCCCUCCCUUCCAUUUCAAUUCCUCCUCAUGUCCUACCAUUCCAGCUCCCUCCUCCCUCGUUACCUCUCCCCACCAUUUCCAAUCCCCCGCUUUCUUUUGAGUCGACUCAAAAGUCAACUCCUCAUGUCCUACCAUUCCAGCUCCCUCGUUACCUCUCCCCACCAUUUCCAUUCCCCCGCUUUCUUUUACCCCGCUCUCGUAUUCCUCCUCUUGACUACUGCUUUUGCCGUGCCAGGUUCAGAGCAGUGGAUAUCAACAAUGGGGGCAUGUGUGUGGUGAUGGCCAGCAGAUCCCUUUUCUUGGACCCCACCAUUCUGGCAUCCUCUUUCUUGUUCCCCAUCGUUUUCUCAUACCAUACCAGGGAGGUGAAGCUAGGAGGGCCGACGACCGCAGCGGGGGACGAAGCAGCUGUUCUCGCUCGCCCACAGCAUCGAGUAGAGCUCCUACUACUGGCGCUGCUGACAGUAUCCCUGGGAGUGGCUAACCGAGUGCUCUACAAGCUGGCGCUCAUUCCUUUGCACCGCUACCCCUUCUUCCUCGCCCAGCUCACCACAUUCGGCUAUGUGGCCGUCUAUUCCAUAAUCCUCCUCGCCCGCACCUCCCUCAAUAUAGUCACACCCGACAUGCUCUCUCUGCCUAAGCGCCCCUUCAUGCUCAUGGGGCUGUUAGAAGCAGUGGGACUAGCUACAGGAAUGAUGGCUGCUGCGCACAUGCCUGGGGUCCUUAUCCCAGUUCUCUCACAGGUCUUCCUGGUGUGGCAGCUCUCCCUAUCUUAUUUCUUCCUCGGUCGUCGCUACUCGCCCCAGCAGAUUCUGGGAUGCUUCCUCGUGAUCGUGGGGGUUGCGGUGGUGGUGGUCACAAGUGGACCGCCAUUGCAUCAUGUAUCCACGUUAUUAGCUUCUCUGCUAGCAGCAACAGCGAUCCAGUGGCCCCUCCUCUUCAUAGUAUCCACUGUGUUUCCAGCAGCAUCCUCUAUUAUUAAGGAGUCUGUUUUCCGAGAUUCUGCCAAGAAGCUCAACGGUCGCUCGUUGGACAUAUUUGUUGUCAACACCUUCGGAUCAGCCUUCCAGGCGCUUUUCAUCCUCAUCCUGCUGCCGUUCAUCUCCUCUCUGGGGUACAGAAUCCCUCCCGCGCAGCUUCCAGCCUACUUCCGGGAAGGUGCUGCGUGCCUUCUCAACUUCAACCAGAACAUUCCAGGCUGCCAGGGAGCGCCACUCCUCCCGCUGCUCUACGUGGCAGCUAACCUUGCCUUCAACAUCUCGCUGCUGGCUCUGCUCAAGAAGUCGUCUGCAGUAAUUGCAUCUCUAUCCAUGACCCUCACAGUACUCGCGUUCACCCUCCCCCUGCCCCCUACUGGGCCCGCCCCAGCCCCUGAGGAGGGGCGUUAUGCGCCCCUGACAGUGCUAGCGUUCACCCUCCCCCUGCCCAUAUCUCCCCUCUCUCCCCCCCCAGUCCCCCUGACAGUAGUCGCGUUCACCCUCCCCCUGCCCAUAUCUCCCCUCUCUCCCCCCCCAGUCCCCCUGACAGUGCUGGCAUUCACCCUCCCCCUGCCCCUGCUGGGCCCCCCCCAGCCCCUGAGGGGGGGCGUUAUUCUCGGAACCCUCGUGCUGCUGCUGGGGCUGGCUGCUUACAACCUUGCCAAGCCUCUGGUAACGAGGGGAGGAGGGACAGGGGGAUUGAAGUUGGCAGCAGGGAAGGAAGACUAG
Closterium sp. Naga37s-1 is the source of this 4755-nucleotide messenger RNA. The record is from the annotation of a GenBank genome assembly. Lineage: Eukaryota; Viridiplantae; Streptophyta; Zygnematophyceae; Desmidiales; Closteriaceae.